GCGUGAGCGCGCGCCGCAGUUCUGAUCGGCGCGCGGAAGAUGAUGAUGAGAGCGUGACCUCACCGCUUUCUGCACAGCUGCUGGAGAGAGGGGGAGACACAGAGAGAAAGCGAGCAACAGACACACGUUGAGGGAGACAGAGAGAGAGGUACAGGGGAGAACAUUCACAACACCGGGGUAGCUACGCUGAGCGCGCGGGGACUCUGUCGCGGGUCGUCCGUUGGCUGCUUCCCGCUGGUCCGCCUCCCAGAAUGUUCUGUGCCCCCGGUUCAUUUCUACGGUACACGAACCAGUCGCCGCGGCUUCCCCACGGACACUGAAGCCCAGAUGCUCACCCUCUCCGCCGACAUGGACGAGUCUUCGUCUCUGCUGGAUCUACUGGAGUGCUCGGUGUGCCUGGAGCGCCUGGACACCACGGCCAAGGUGCUGCCGUGCCAGCAUACCUUCUGCCGCCGCUGCCUGGAAAACAUUGUCAGCUCCCGGAACGAGCUCCGCUGUCCGGAGUGCCGCAUCCUGGUGGACUGCGGGGUGGACGACCUGCCGGCUAACAUCCUUCUGGUUCGCCUCCUGGACGGUAUUAAGCAGCGGCCCCAGCGAGGGAGCGGAGGAGGAGUAGGCGGCAGGCAGUCCCUGGCCGGGGGCUCGCUGCAGGGCUACGCAGCCGGGAUAUCCGCUUCUCCCCCGGGCAGUGCGAUCAGAGAGCUGCCCGUAGCCAUCAGGAGCUCCCCUGUGAAGAAUAUCCCAGCGCUGCCUUGCGGUAAAGCCCUCUACUCCUAUGAAGGAAAAGAACCCGGUGAUCUCCAAUUUUCCAAGGGUGAUAUCAUCAUCCUGCGACGCAAGGUGGAUGACAACUGGUACCACGGCGAGCUCAACGGUUGCCAUGGUUUCUUGCCUGCUAGUUACAUCCAGUUGCUGCGUCCCCUGAGCCAAACUCCACCCCAGGGCAAAGCACUGUACGACUUUGAGGUCAAAGAUAAAGACCAGGAUAAAGACUGUCUGGCCUUCAGCAAGGAUGAGGUACUGACAGUAAUCAGGCGAGUGGACGAGAACUGGGCAGAAGGCAUGCUGGGAGACAAGAUUGGCAUCUUCCCCAUUCUCUAUGUGGAGUUAAAUGAAACAGCCAAGCAGUUGAUGGAGAUCGACAAGCCCACGCCAACUAACGUUCCAGGUCCGAGCUCUGAGCCAACCCCAUUGGGCCCCUGCUCUCCUGGUCCCUCCCCCAGCGCCUCCCCGUCCAAUGGAAAUGGCUCUGGUCAUAGAAGAGGCGAAGGAAAGAAAAACGCCAAGAAGAGGCAUUCAUUCUCUGCGCUGUCUGUCAGCCAGAGGGCCGCCCAGCUCAACAACAGGCACAGUAUGGAGAUCUCCCACCCGGUCCUCAUCAGCUCCUCUGACCCCAGAGCUGCUGCACGCAUCCAGGAUGCAUCUCACCCGGGUCCCUCUCCUUCCUCGGCAGGGGUGCUGGUGCCCCCCAAAGUGGCAUCCAUAACCUCUGAGCUGUUGGCCCAUGCCAAAGUGCAGCUGCCACUCAACAUAUAUCUGGCUUUAUACGCCUACAAGCCCCAGAAGGCUGAUGAACUUGAACUUAGGAAAGGGGAGAUGUAUCGGGUGACAGAGAAGUGUCAAGACGGGUGGUUCAAAGGCACCUCACUGAGAACUGCUGCCUCUGGUGUUUUCCCAGGAAACUACGUCACUCCCGUGUCCAGGGCCCCGUUUGGAGUUGGUGCUUCUCGGUGCUCGUCUUUGUCCAGUCCAGUAGGUGGAGGAGGAGGAAGUGGGUGUAGUAAAAUCUCCGCCCCUUCGUCUCCAGGGUCCCCAGGGUCCCCGGGGCCCUCUUCGUCCCGUCCCUCCACCCCACUAGCAAACUCGGUUAACACUGCAAGUCCCGCCUCCUCUCCGCAAACUGCCGCCGCCCAGCUGAAGAACUGCCUGCGCUCCAAUCAGCAUACGGUUAACCAGGCACGCACCUCAAUGCAGCUGGUCCACAGUCCUCCUGCUGGAAGCCCAGAGCGCUCCACAGUGGCCCUCUCCCCCCUGCGUCCUCAGAGUUCCUCCCCCUCACGCUGCCCCGGCCAAUCGGGUCGUCCUCUCUCCAUGGUGUCUCCAGGACCCAGCUUAGGGCCCUCACCCCUCUCUUCCCCUGCCUCGAGGCCCCUCCUCCCCCUCUCCUCCCCUCUCUCCUGCCUCACGCCUCCCAACGUGUCAGCGGUGCUCCUCAACGGGGACCCAGCCAGUCCCUUGCAGCCACCAUCAUCGGGCCCCUCCCAUACCCCCACCCAGGGCGUCCUCGCACCCAAAGCAGAGAAGAAGGAGAGGAAAGCAGGAGGUUUAUUAAAGCUCUUGUCGGGUGCGGCAGCCAAAAAGAAACCUCGCUCACCUCCUUCCUCCCCGCCCACCCACGACCCCUCACUAUCUGGCCAAGGUGCCGUGGCCACCGACCCUGCCCACCAUCCUCACCACCAUCACCACCAUCACGCCCGCUCAGGUUCCUGUCCGAUGGCAUCGCACGGGCGAGCCGGCUCCUGUCCAAUCGAGAGUGAGAUGGCGGGGGCCAUUGGACUGGAGCCUCUGCACAGGAAGUCCGGUUCCCUGGACACCAACUUCCCCAUGUCGCCUCCCGCAACGCGCGCUAGCAACGCUCUGAUGGUCCUCCGGCCUGAACCCAAACCCCUGUCCAGAGAGAGGUAUCGUGUGGUGGUGCCCUACCCGCCCCAGAGUGAGGCGGAGAUCGAGCUGCGGGAAGGCGACGUAGUAUUUGUGCACAAGAAGAGGGAGGACGGCUGGUACAAAGGCACCCUGCAGAGGACGGGACAGACCGGCCUAUUUCCCAGCAGCUUCGUCGAGAGCUUCUGAAAUGGAAAAAGUGGACAAAAGAACAAAACACUGUUCCUGUUUCUGAGUUACAAAACACACACACACACAAGCUUUACAGCUACAUACAUAUGAAGAAUGGACUGAAAUUGGUUUCUAAGAAAUAUACUUUUGGAUUAAAGACGGACACUGCAAAAAGAAACUUGCUUUGACGAUAAUCAGAAUGCUUUCUCUAGAAGUAGAACCUAAUAAAUACUGGCACAAAACAUCAAUAAUAGUAAAUGUCUUCAGAAAUCCAUAUCAGUCCAACUAAUUCACACACACACACACACACACACACACACACACACACACACGCACACAUACAUACAGGAAAGCUAGCCCCCGCUUUGACCAGCCACACAGGAAUCAGGGCAACUGUUCCCGUUGCUCACCCGGUGACCGUGUUGGAUCCGACCCUCGGUUGUCUGGACCCGUGAUGUUGACUACUGAAGGCACACAGACUCAAAGAGCACAGAAAGACAAACCCUGCCUCCCAGUUCUCCUCCUUGGCACCAUCCACCAGCAAAUCCUAGCACAAAAAGCAUUAACUUUGCUUUCCUGUGAGACCUCAGAACUUAAAUUCGGGUGCUUUCUUUGUUUGAAAAGUGCAGAUUUAUCGCCAGGUGAUGAAGGAAGCGUGUGUCCAGUCCAGGAUCAUUGUAAACACAUCUCCGUGUCUAGUUUGUGACAACAAGCACAUGUGUUUCUUACCAACCCAAUAUAUGUUUAUAACAGUGCAUGUAGCAUUAUUAUGUUUUUCUAUAUAUGUUGAAAUAGAUGUUUGUGUUGUCCCAAACUAGUCAUGCUGUGAUGAUCUGUCACAAAACAAAAGGUGCAAAAAGUAAAAGACGACUAAGGUUAAUCAUUCUUCUAUUUAUACAUCUUACAUACAUUUAUACAGCCAUUUGUUUUAUUUGAAUUUGUCCUUUAUAGCCUCCCCACACACACACACACACACACACACAACUGGGUUAAAGUUAAUAAAGUGUCUUGCUGAACGUAGGAAGAAACAAAAAAGUUACGCCAAAACUCUUUAAACUAUUUCAACUCAUUUGUUUUUGGAUUUUUUAAGUGGGAUUAUAGAGACAAAGAAUGCACUUGGUAAUGUUCUACACAAUCUGCCAAUAUAUCUACAUAUACAGUAUUUUACACUCAGUUAUUAUUUAUUUGACAAACGGGAUUCCCGUUGCUACUUGUCACAUCCUUUUAACCAUGAAAGAAUAUAGUUGGUAAUGCAGAGAUCAGAAAGAAAUAUAUAUUCUUGCUAACAAUAAUCCCUCUUCCUCAGCCUUUUCUGAGAUACUGUUGAGAGUUUUUGUCUGACUGCAGCAAUAUUGUGAAAUCAAAUGUGUGUGGAUUCGAUGCUCACGGGAGAAUGUACGGGGAGGGGAAAAGCCCUGAAGUCAGAAGGCAGGGACGCAAGAUUCUCAUCACACAACUGCCAACCUUUGACAACAACUUUCCCUCUGAUCUUAUCAACACUUAACAAGUAUUUUUGUACGGCUUCAGUGAGUGUACAGUCAGUCUGCUUUGUGAAUUUCUACGUCCUGAGUGUGUGAAAUCCAGGCUUGUAUAGUUUACAUCCAGCCACAACCAUCUACCUUGUUUCCCUGUUUCUGGAGAUAGAAGCACAGCGAAACUCAGAGCUUGACUCACUAACUGUGUGUGUGUGUGUGUGUGUGUGUGUGUGUGUGUGUGUGUGUGUGUGUGUGUGUGUGUGUGUGUGUGUGUGUGUGUGUGUGUGUGUGUGUGUCAGAGAGUAAUACUGGCCAUGUAUCACUGAAAGAACAGAGUUAACUAACCACAACCAGGUGUGAGUCUGUCAUUGGCUAAGCACACUUGAAUCGUCUGGGUGAACUGCAUUUUGUCAUAUGGAAAACACUAUAAAUACAAAAUUCUACUUUUGAAAUGUUUUAUUCCCAUAUGAUGUGAGUGCAGAAUAAAAACCCAGGCAUGAGCCCUCCACAGAUUUACAGAAAACAAGCACAAAAUGUUUUGCGUCAAAAUUGCAGACGGAAUCUGACUCAAAAAUGCAGUUCAAUGCCACAGGUUUUCUCUCACAAGUUUAAUGGUCUGAAAAUGUUGUUACAUUAUUUUGUCCAUGUAAUUCUUUUCCGUGUAAUACUUCUUAGUGAAAAAGA
Molecule: messenger RNA, 4991 nt
Organism: Sander lucioperca (pikeperch)
Lineage: Eukaryota; Metazoa; Chordata; Actinopteri; Perciformes; Percidae
Product: E3 ubiquitin-protein ligase SH3RF3
Exons: 10
Coding region: 328-2850 (840 amino acids)
Molecular function (GO): protein binding; metal ion binding
Source: RefSeq, a predicted model, not a curated record